AACUUUCGUGAAAAAGUUGAUCGAGAGAAGGGUGUGUCCUAGAAGAUUCAAGUUGUAAUCCCAAUUAAAACAACAAUCCAAUUUGGAAUUGUUGUUUUUUUCUCAUCAAUACCUCUCGAUACUCGAUGAUUCUUUUCUUAUGGUACAAAAAUAUAAAACUGAAGAGAUUGGAUUGAUAGACUGUGUGUAUAGUAAGUAAAAGGGGGGGUACUCAACCUUUUUUUUCGCUGGCCGCACAUUAGCGCCAGUUGAAAAUUGAUGAUUAAGAAGAAAAAAAACAAAGAGUCUUCAGGUGUGAAAACAAUAAACGUAUUUAAACAUUAAUGCGAUCUUUGGUUUCGUUUAUAAGAAGAACAAUUGGACCCUCUCCUAAUCACAGAGUCACAGGUCGUAGGGUGAGAUUGAAGGUAACCGUUAGUCAAUUCUUGCUAUUUAAAAAAGAAGAAAAAAAAUCAAAAAUUCAUGACCGGACAUGCCGGGUCAUACUUGAAACUUUCCCAAACCAUAGAUGCAACUCAUUGUUAGAAACACAUUAGGUGAUACACUUAAGAUUAUUUUAUUAUAUUUUAACCCUUUAAAUGCGGAGCUCGCAUAACGAUUGCAAUCACCAAGGACGAGGAAUGAUUUUUCUGUUAAUAUUGAACUAAUUGUUUUGAUUAAAUAAAAGAAAGAAAAAGAAGAAAAAGAAUUUCAAGGCAAGGGAAGAUCGAAAAAAUUGAUAAGCAUAUAUAUACGCCCUUACUCAACGCGGAUUGCUUUCGUUGGGGACGCAUAUAUGCGUACAUAACAUUCAAAUGAUUUAAAACAUCAAUAUUCGUUACCAAUUGUUUUCAAUAAGAGGAGAAGAGUAGGAGGUCAGUCCAUUGAUUGGCCAUCAAUCAAAUUUGUGCCGUUAAAAGAAGAAAUAAAAAAAAAUGGUUAAUUCAAUGAUUGUGCGCAUUUCGUAGCGGAAGUUUGAUGGUUAUAUUACGUUUGUAUAAUAUUUGAAUGUCAUUUUUAACGGUUAGAAAUUCCCGCUUUAUUUAAAAUAAGUGGUCAAUAGAGGAAUCUUCUUUAUCCGUCGUGGUGGUGGUCUCUUCUCUCGCAUAUUAGUUUUGGCUUAAGUCGAUGUCGCUUAUGGUUCUUUUUAAGUAAAGCUUUGCCUUUGCCUUUGGCUUUGGCGUCGGCGUCGUGUCCACGACGUUGGCGUAAGCGUCGUGACACGUGGCGCCGUCGAGGGGCGACGCCUCAAAGUCUCUUCGACGGCCGUCGAACCGUAAUCUCAUCGACGAGAGUUGUGGAACCUCGACCUAGGACGUCGUCGUGUUAGACGUACAGUUAAAAGGAACGAGAAAAAGAAAGAAAGAAAGAAAGAAAGAGAAAGAGAGAGAAAUAAAGAACCUCCAAAAAAAAAAAAAGACAAAAUAGAACGGAUAGAGAAAGAGAGAGAAAGAGAGAAAGUGGUGGUUCCAGUUUAGAGUGUAUGCUGAUUGAAUCCUGACGAUGGAAGAAACUAAUCGUAAGUCGUAAAACAUAAAAAUCGGUCUAAAUCAAUUACAAAAAAAAAGAGGGAAACCAAAAGGAGAAUAUGCAGGAGGAAAGGGAUAAAGGCAAGGAACGUUAGGCGAGUGUGUCGAUCAUCUCAAGUGUGCGCAGUUAAAAAUGCGCCUCUCAGUUAGCAUUCGCGGUGGUAAGAAGAAGACGACGACCACGACGACAACGACGACGACGACGACGAGGAGUUGUUGGGAAGAAGAAAAAAAAGGAAAGGAAGAAGAGAAGAAAGUGGUCAGUGGUAAUACUACCUAGCGCGGUAAAGGGCGGGUUACGUCCUUUGAGAGAUUCAUGCCUCGCGGAAGCUGCGAUGAUACGGAGGGACGAAGAAGAGGAGGGUCCAAAACGGGAGAAGAAGAAGAAUGUAAAAGGCGAGCCGGACAUCGUCGUCUCCUCGGCACCUCCUACGUGCCACGAAGACGAAGAGGUAAAAGAGUGUGACGAGACCGAUGUUACGGAAGGAAAAAGAACAACAACGACGACGACGACGACGGCGACGGCAACAACAACAGGGACGACGACGACGACGACGACGACGAAAAUUGCGGCAACAACGGCAUCAACGGUAACUGUAACUGCUACAACAAAAACGGUGACAGUAACUGCAGCAACGACAACAGCGGCGGCAGCGACUACGGUAAAAUUGAAGGUAACAGCAACAACAACAACAACAACGACGACUACGAGCUCGACAACAACGGCACCGGUAACAACGGCAAAAGAAGGUAUCAUGUGUGCCGUGGACACUAAUAUUCAAGAUGGAAACGAAAGUAGAAAGAAAAAACGUAAAAGACGAAAAAUGCGGAACAAGACGCAAAUUCAAUUGCAAGAACAACAGCAAGACUUAGCGAUUCAUGCAGUAUUGAAUCUUCCAUCCUCAUCUGAAGAAGCUGUCCUCGAGGCAGCCGACGAAUGUUCGAAAAGAGAUUCAUCGAGUAGCCUUGGCGGUACCAGUAGGCACAAUACCACCCUCAGGGAAUCCUUGCUUACUGUAUUAGGCAAACUGGUUAUAUGGAAGGGCAGCAGGUAUCGUUCCGCAACUGCAGCUUCGUCCUCUUCCAGUGUGCCUCCGAAUUCGCCACCUGCCACUGAAUGUAUCGGUCGUAGUACAUCUUUUUUUUCUAGCGAAACAGAGAGGCGUAUACGCGCCAAUAAUCGCGAGUACAACUCACAGUUUAAUUAUGCGAACAACUACAUAAAAACGUCCAAGUAUUCGGUUCUGACGUUCCUACCAUUGAAUUUGUUCGAGCAAUUUCAGCGGUUAGCCAACUUUUACUUCCUAUGCCUGCUGGUGCUUCAAAUGAUACCCGCCAUAUCCUCUUUGACUCCCAUUACAACAGCUAUACCACUCAUAGGGGUACUUAUGCUCACUGCCGUUAAGGAUGCCUAUGACGACUUUCAACGGCAUAGCAGCGAUUCGCAAGUUAAUAAUAGAAAGUCACAAACAUUGCGUGGUACUAGCCUACGUGAAGAGAAAUGGUCUCAGGUUCAAGUGGGGGAUGUUAUAAGAAUGGAGAACGAUCAUUUUGUUGCGGCAGAUGUUCUUCUUCUGUCGACGAGCGAACCCAAUGGUCUCUGUUACAUCGAAACGGCAGAAUUGGAUGGUGAGACGAAUUUAAAAUGCCGGCAAUGUUUGACUGAGACUGCCGAAAUGAUGGACAACCACGAAUUGAUUGGUCAAUUCGACGGUGAAAUCGUUUGCGAAACGCCUAACAAUUUGUUGAAUAAAUUUGAUGGCACGUUAACAUGGAGAGGACGGAAAUAUGCGUUGGAUAAUGACAAAAUCAUAUUACGAGGUUGUGUAUUGAGAAAUACACAGUGGUGCUACGGCGUGGUCAUCUUUGCAGGCAAGGAUACCAAAUUAAUGCAAAACUCAGGGAAGACCAAAUUUAAGAGGACCUCUAUAGAUAGGCUGCUGAAUCUUCUGAUUAUUGGAAUAGUGUUUUUCUUGCUUUCUAUGUGUUUGUUUUGCAUGAUCGGUUGUGGUAUUUGGGAGAGCCUAGUGGGUAGAUAUUUUCAAGUGUAUUUACCCUGGGACUCGUUGGUGCCUACCGAACCUUUAGGAGGUGCCACCGUGAUCGCUCUCCUUGUAUUCUUUUCAUAUGCUAUUGUAUUGAACACAGUGGUGCCAAUCAGUUUAUAUGUGAGUGUCGAAGUUAUCAGAUUCGUCCAAUCGUUUCUGAUCAAUUGGGACGAAGAAAUGUACUACGCGCCUACGAAUACACAUGCCAAGGCUAGGACUACUACAUUAAACGAAGAAUUAGGUCAGAUAGAAUACAUCUUUUCUGACAAAACUGGAACAUUAACGCAAAAUAUAAUGACCUUUAAUAAGUGUUCUGUGGCCGGUAAAUGUUACGGUGACUCUGUCAAUGAAGUUACUGGAGAAAUCAUCGAUUUAAGCGAGACAAUGCCACCCCUGGAUUUUUCAUUUAACAAAGACUACGAGCCUGAAUUUAAAUUCUAUGAUCCUGCGCUUUUGGAAGCUGUCAAGCAAGGCAAUCAAGAUGUUCACAGUUUCUUUCGCUUAUUAGCAUUAUGUCACACCGUUAUGCCAGAAGAGAAGCACGGAAAACUGGAGUAUCAAGCACAGUCGCCGGACGAAGCAGCACUUGUAUCUGCAGCAAGAAAUUUUGGUUUUGUUUUUAAAGAAAGAUCACCAAAUAGCAUAACGAUUGAAGUAAUGGGAAAGCGUGAAAUAUAUGAACUACUAUGUAUUCUAGACUUUAAUAACGUUAGAAAAAGAAUGUCUGUAAUAUUGAGAAAGGAUGGACACCUUAGGCUGUAUUGUAAAGGAGCAGACAAUGUCAUUUACGAACGUUUGAAGAAAGAUAGUGAUGAAAUUAUGUCUAAGACUUUGGAUCACCUCAAUAAAUUUGCAGGUGAAGGUUUGAGAACAUUGUGCCUUUCAGUGAGAGAUUUAGAUGAAAGCUUCUUUAAUAAUUGGAAACAACGUCAUCAAGAAGCCGCUUUGAGUCAUGAAAAUAGAGACGACAAGUUGGACGCUAUAUACGAAGAAAUAGAAAAAGAUAUGACGUUACUAGGUGCUACUGCCAUUGAGGAUAAAUUACAAGAUGGUGUACCCCAAACCAUCGCGAAUUUAGGACUCGCUGGCAUAAAAGUGUGGGUAUUAACAGGUGAUAAACAAGAAACGGCCAUCAACAUUGGUUACUCGUGUCAGCUGCUAACAGAUGAUCUGACCGAUGUCUUCGUAGUAGAUGCUACUACUUAUGAUGGGGUUGAAACUCAAUUGACACGAUAUUUGGAAACUAUCAAGACAGCCUCCAGCCAUCAGAAUCGGCCAACUCUCUCCAUUGUCACAUUCAGGUGGGACAAGGAAAGCAGUGAUACGGAAUAUAAUCCGAGUAGAGACGAGCAGGAUGAACAUGAAAUGGAGCAAGCUAUGGGUUUUGCAGUGGUUAUCAAUGGACAUUCCUUAGUGCACGCAUUGCAUCCACAGCUUGAUCAACUUUUUCUCGAAGUAUCAAGCCAAUGUAAAUCUGUGAUAUGUUGUCGUGUAACACCCUUACAAAAAGCAAUGGUCGUUGAAUUAAUUAAGAAGAAUAAAAAUGCUGUCACUUUGGCGAUUGGAGAUGGAGCUAAUGAUGUUUCUAUGAUAAAGACAGCUCAUAUUGGCGUUGGUAUCAGUGGACAGGAAGGAUUACAAGCUGUACUAGCCUCCGAUUAUUCGAUAGGGCAAUUUAGGUUUUUAGAAAGAUUGUUACUUGUCCAUGGCAGGUGGUCAUAUUAUAGAAUGAGCAAGUUCCUUAGGUACUUCUUUUAUAAAAAUUUUGCAUUCACUCUCUGCCACAUCUGGUUCGCCUUUUUCUGUGGAUUCAGCGCACAGACAGUGUUUGAUCCAAUGUACAUUUCUGUCUAUAAUCUAUUUUAUACGUCACUACCAGUCUUGGCGGUUGGCAUAUUUGAUCAAGAUGUUAAUGAUAAAAAUAGCCUAAUGUAUCCAAAGCUAUAUGCACCUGGACUUCAAAAUCUUCUCUUUAACAAAAAAGAAUUUUGUUGGAGCGCUCUACAUGGUUUUUUUGCUAGUUGCGUGUUAUUUUUAGUACCCUAUGGAACAUACAAGGAUGGAGUAUCACCAAAGGGCUAUGUACUUUCAGACCAUAUGCUGCUGGGCAGUGUUGUAGCUACAAUAUUAGUUAUAGUUGUAACAGUUCAAAUUGCUCUUGACACAUCAUAUUGGACAAUUGUUAAUCAUAUUAUGGUGUGGGGCUCGUUGAUAUGGUAUUUUAUUUUAGAUUACUUUUAUAACUUCGUCAUAGGAGGUAGUUACGCUGGCAGUCUUACAAUGGCUAUGUCAGAAGCAACAUUUUGGUUCACGACAGUUAUAACAUGUAUAAUCCUAGUGAUACCAGUUCUUUCAUGGAGGUUCUUCUUUAUGGAUGUUAAGCCAACACUCUCCGAUAGAGUAAGAUUGAAACAAAGAUUAGCGCAACUGCGUUCUCGACAGAGUCAGGACAUUUUACGUACUCCAUCAACGAGACGCACGCGACGAUCUUUGCGUUCGGGUUACGCAUUUGCACAUCAAGAAGGUUUCGGACGACUUAUUACAUCUGGAAAAAUCAUGCGCAAAUUACCAAAUGGUGCAGAUUUUAAGUUCGCUAUGCCAUUUACUAAUAAUGUUACUAAACAAGUUAAUGUUGCUACUACGUCGCCAAAGGAGAAUGCAUCUCGGAAUUCGCACACAUUGGAUGCUAUUACUCUGUGAAUCUUUACGUUAAUCACAGUGUUGCACA
Molecule: messenger RNA, 6284 nt
Organism: Polistes canadensis
Lineage: Eukaryota; Metazoa; Arthropoda; Insecta; Hymenoptera; Vespidae
Gene: ATP8B
Product: phospholipid-transporting ATPase ID
Exons: 15
Coding region: 1844-6256 (1470 amino acids)
Biological process (GO): phospholipid translocation; Golgi organization
Cellular component (GO): plasma membrane
Molecular function (GO): magnesium ion binding; ATP hydrolysis activity; ATP binding
Source: RefSeq, a predicted model, not a curated record